Messenger RNA from Penicillium verhagenii, 930 nucleotides. RefSeq lists its product as uncharacterized. NCBI's taxonomy places the organism in Eukaryota, Fungi, Ascomycota, Eurotiomycetes, Eurotiales, Aspergillaceae. The record is from RefSeq and is a predicted model, not a curated record. Bases 1 to 930 code for a protein of 309 amino acids. The transcript has 4 exons.
AUGACCGUCAUCGCUGUGGCGGGAGGCUCCGGGGCUGUGGGAAAGACCUUGGUCGAGAGAUUGAUUCAGGAGCCCAAAUUCAAAGUCAUCGUGUUAUCUCGUCAAUCAACUCAAGAAUCAUCUACCUCGGAAGUUUCAACAGUGCAAAUUGAUUACGACGAUAUUGUUUCGAUAGCGAAGACUCUUGAUGCGAACAAUGUUCACACCAUCAUAUCAGCAAUUGGCCUUGUCUCCGAUGAGACAAGUCAAUCCCAACUGAACCUCAUUGAUGCAGCCGAAUUAUCCACAGCAACACGGAGAUUCAUUCCGAGUGAAUACUCGUUUAUUCAAACGGCAGAUCUUCUUCCGAUAGAUCCAAGCAUCAAGUUCUGGCUCGAUGCAGCCGAUCGUCUGAAGAACAGUACACUUAAGUAUACCCGAGUCAUUCCUGGCUUCUUUAUGGACUACUGGGGCAUGCCUCGUGUCCAAACCAACCUUCAUCCCUAUGUGUUUGGAAUCAACAUCGCCAAGCGCGAAGCCGCUAUCCCCGGUGAUGGAAAUGACGUGAUCUGCAUGACCUACACCCACGAUAUGGCCACCUACGUGAUCAAAGCACUCGAUCUCGACGUGUGGCCUGAGUUUAGCGUGAUCGUAGGAGACGAAGUCACCUAUAACCAGAUUCUGAGCCUGGCAGAGGAAAUCACAGGAACCAAAUUCAAAGUGACAUACGACAGCAUCGAGCAAAUCAACGCAGGGGAUGUUACUGUCCCACCAAGUCUUGAUGAUACAGAAGAGGACUCAUUUGAUGAAACGAAAGAGAUGACGGCAUUGGUCAGCCGUCUUACUGUGAGUGGGGUUUUCCAAUUCCCCAAGGAGAACAGGCUCAAUGCCCAGUUCCCGGAUGUGCGCCCCAUGAGGAUGAGAGAAUUAUUGGAGAAGUGCUGGAAAUAA